This is a messenger RNA of Fusarium oxysporum Fo47, 1105 nucleotides long. Its product is annotated as TIP41-like family-domain-containing protein. Bases 46 to 885 code for a protein of 279 amino acids. The transcript is spliced from 2 exons. The record is from RefSeq and is a predicted model, not a curated record. Gene Ontology annotation, biological process: TOR signaling. Gene Ontology annotation, cellular component: cytosol. Lineage: Eukaryota; Fungi; Ascomycota; Sordariomycetes; Hypocreales; Nectriaceae.
UUCAUCUUCUCAAUCUUGAAAAGAUCAAGACGCGAACGCCCCAAUAUGCAGCGCAACCAUAUCUCAGACCCGAACGAACCGUUCCCUAAGCCACAGGCUCUCGCCUCGGCCACAACGACACACUCGCAAAGCAGAUUCCGCAUCUCGACCCGCAAGCUGCCCAUCUCCAAAUCCGGUACCAUCGAUGCACUCACCGAAAAGAUUGGCAUUCCGAUGCCGGAGAUGAUAUUUGGCGACAACGUCGUCGGAAUUGAACAUGUGCCUUCAGGCUGGUCCCUGAACUUCAACACUCCAGAUGCGCUUGACGCCGUCGACAAGACAGAUCGCCACAUGCUCAAGGUUGCAUAUGCUCGAGACUGGGAGAGCACCCGAGAAGGCACCACACAGGGUAUAAAGGAAGUUGUGAAGCCCUAUGACUGGAGCUACUCGACGACAUAUACUGGUAGCAUCGAAGCCUCGGCUAUGAAGUUUGCACCUACCGACAAGGUGAUCCCUAUUGAGCUCCUGAAGCGUCGAGACCCUAUCCUGUUCUUUGACGAAGUUAUGCUGUACGAGAGUGAGCUGGACGACAACGGCAUAUCCAUCUUCAGCGUCAAAGUCCGCGUGCACGAGAAGCGCAUGCUUUUGCUGUGUCGGUUGUUCAUGCGCCUGGAUAAUGUUGUCCUGCGGAUACGUGACACCCGUGUCUAUGUCGAUUUUGAGACUGAUGAGGUUAUUCGCGAAUACUCGGCGCAAGAAGAGACCUACGAGAAAGUCAAGAGGAAACUUCUCAUGUCCGGAAGACUCCCAGACGACAUUACAAUCGCACUGAGAGAUCCCAACGUCCUAGCUCCACUACUGCCGCUUGUAGAGCAUCGGGCAGAAGCUCUCAACCCAAGUGCAUGAGAACAAAUCAGGACAGGAAAACAAGAACAUCAAGUCACGGCGUUUCUGGAGUUGAGGCAUAUUACACAUUACACAAUGUGUAAGGAGCGGGAUGAAACUCGCAAGUCAAGGAUUUAGUUGUCUGAUAUCAAUAAGCCAUCAAAGUGUCCUCUUUGAAUACCCCCGCCGCAGACCUCUUCACCUUUUGACUCAACUCUGACAUGGGAUCCAUUCUUGCCCU